CGGAGCUCCUAGCGGUGUGGGAUCCGGACGGCGGCCUUCCCCCGGGUCUGUACCGGGGAAGUAAAGAAGGGAGACCGUCUCAGGAUGUCCUUCCGGGGCGCCCAGAUGGCCUCAGUUAAGAAUAAAGCUGGUUGACACCGGAUGUGUUUCCUCCCAGGCUAAGUCCAUCUUCCGGCCUGGGCCGCCGCUGCCGCGGAAGCCUCAACUCUAGUUUUCUGAGUCGAUUGUGACCAUGGCUGCUGAAUCUGAUGUUCUGCACUUCCAGUUUGAACAGCAAGGAGAUGUGGUCUUGCAGAAAAUGAAUCUCUUAAGGCAGCAGAAUUUAUUUUGUGAUGUAUCAAUUUAUAUUAAUGACACUGAGUUCCAGGGGCACAAGGUGAUUUUGGCUGCUUGCUCCACUUUUAUGAGAGAUCAGUUUUUACUCACACAGUCAAAACAUGUCAGAAUCACUAUCUUGCAGAGUGCAGAAGUUGGCAGGAAAUUGUUACUCUCUUGCUAUACUGGAGCACUUGAAGUUAAAAGGAAAGAGCUUUUGAAAUAUUUGACUGCUGCCAGUUAUCUUCAGAUGGUUCACAUUGUGGAAAAAUGCACAGAAGCUUUGUCAAAAUAUCUGGAAAUAGAUCUUUCUAUGAAAAACAACAGCCAACACACCGACCUGUGUGAAUCCUCUGAUCCAGGUGUUAAAAAUGAAGAAGAAAAUUCUGAUAAAGACUGUGAGAUAAUUGAAAUUUUGGAAGAUAGUCCUGUAAAUAUAGAUUUCCAUGUUAAAGAAGAGGAAAGCAAUGCCUUACAGUCUACUGUAGAGAGCUUGACAUCAGAGAGAAAGGAAAUGAAGUCGCCAGAUCUGUCUACAGUAGAUACAGGUUUUAAAGACAAUGAAAUUUGUAUCCUCCAUGUAGAAUCCAUCAGUACAGCUGGUGUAGAAAAUGGGCAGUUUUCACAGCCUUGUACCUCUUCAAAAGCAAACAUGUAUUUCUCUGAAACACAGCAUUCAUUGAUUAAUUCUACAGUUGAGAGCCGAGUGAUGGACGUUCCUGGGAAUCAAGGUCAGGGCAUAUUUUGUGAAAAUACUGAAGGAAGUUAUGGUACAGUGAAUGAGAUUCAGAAUCUGGAGGAAAGUUAUUCACUGAGGCAUCAGUGCCCCAGGUGUCCUCGAGGCUUCCUUCAUGUUGAAAACUAUCUACGCCACCUUAAGAUGCAUAAACUAUUCUUGUGCUUACAAUGUGGGAAAACAUUUACACAGAAGAAAAAUCUCAACCGUCAUAUUCGAGGACACAUGGGGAUAAGGCCCUUUCAGUGUACAGUGUGCUUGAAGACAUUUACUGCUAAAAGCACUCUUCAGGACCACUUAAACAUACAUAGUGGGGAUCGGCCAUACAAAUGCCAUUGUUGUGAUAUGGAUUUCAAGCACAAGUCUGCUCUCAAAAAGCACUUAACUUCUGUUCAUGGCAGAAGCAGUGGUGAAAAACUAUCUAGGUCUGAUCUCAAAAGGCAAAAUACACUAUAAUUAGAAUCACAGACUUAGUAAAUAAACCUUAUAUCGUUCUGUUAGGCAAGUCUUUCAUAAAAAUUAGCAUUUGUAAUACUGGGUUCCCUUACAUCUUUAUGUUUGUUCUUAACUACAUAUAUUCUUCUUGAAGGAAAGUAACAGUUCCAAAGUUGUGAGAGGCAUGAUAAAAAGAUGAUGGGAUUUUGUCUCAUCUCUUAUGUUACAUGUAAGUCCCAGUGAUAUACCUAGAGAAAAAGUGUCCAUUCUUCUCUUACACGUUCUAGAUGCUAGUCAGAGAAUCCAGCAGGAUUUGCAGAUUCUGAUUUGGAGUCUCUAGAUAAUUGAUUUAAAUGUAAAAUCCAAGCAUAUAACAACAAUGAAUUAAGAUAAUAGGAAGAGAAAAAUAAAUGUAAAAACAUUAUUACCUGUUACUAGUCACUUUAAGAACAGAGAAAACAAACUUUUUUUUAACUUUCAACCAACUGCUCUUUUAUUCUAUAUUUCCAGAUUCUAAACUAAAUACCAAGGUACCUUUGGUCUAAUUUUUUUUUUUUUUUUUUCUUGAGCAGAGUUUCACUUUGUCACCCUCAGUAGAGGGCUGUGGUGUCAUAACUCAAAGCAACCUCAAACUCUUGGGCUCAAGUGAUUCUUGUCUCAGCCUCCUGAGUAGCUGGGACUGUAGGCACCCACCACAGCACCUGGCUAUUUUUUAGAGAUGGGAUACCACACUUGCUCAGGCUGGUCUUAAACCUGCAAUCUACCCGCCUCGGGUACCUUUUUGUUUUAAAACUGUAAAAGUACACAAUUCAGAUUUCACUGGAGAGUAGCAGAAUUUCCUUAUAAUGGGUUAGUAUUCCUUAAAAUACUUUACUACAUGAUUCGUUAGUAUAUAUAUUUUAGAAAUAACAGCCCAAUUUCUUUUCUUUCUUUUUUUUUUGUAGAGACACUGUACUGCCCUCGGGUAGAGUGCCCGUGGCGUCACACGGCUCACAGCAACCUCUAACUCUUGGGCUUACGCGAUUCUCUUGCCUCAGCCUCCCUAGCAGCUGGGACUACAGGCGCCCGCCACAACACCCGGCUAUUUUUUUGUUUUGUUGCAGUUUGGCAGAGGCUGGGCUCGAACCCGCCACCCUCGGCACAUGGGGCCGGCGCCCUACUCCCUGAGCCACAGGCGCCGCCCUGAGCCCAAUUUCUUAAUUUUACUUAAUUGGAUUUAAUCAUUUUGUGGUCAAUAAAAUUAUACCAUUGAGAUGAGGCUGUGAAAAAUUAGUUUUCUUAGAAAUUCUAACUUUACCAAAGAUAUUUGUUCUAUUUCCUUAUGAAAGUUUCGCUUUAUUUUUUAGUUAACAUAGUAGAAUUGAAAUUGUUUUUUAGUGUAUGGUUCCAUAAAUUUGAGCACAUGCAUAGAUUUGUGUACCACCACUGCAGUCAGGAUACAGAACAGUUUCAUACCUCCAAUGACUCCUUCAUGUUGCCCCUUUGUAGUCAUCCUGUCCUAGCUCUAAUUCUCCAUUGCUAUACUUUUGUCUCUUCUGGAAUGCCAUGCAUUCCAGAAAUCUUACAGUAUGUUGCCUUUUUUUCAUGCAGCAAAAUGCCUUUGAGGUUCAUCCAUGUUUUGUGUAUCCCUUUUUAAUUUUAAAUUGGUAAUAUAUAUUAGCUGUAGCUACCAUGGAAUAAACAGUUCAAACAUAGGUAUCGGUAGCUAUUAGUAUUUUUUUUUUUUUUUUUUUGCAGAGACAGAGUCUCACUUUAUGGCCCUUGGUAGAGUGCCGUGGCCUCACGCAGCUCACAGCAACCUCCAACUCCUGGGCUUAAGCGAUUCUCUUGCCUCAGCCUCCCGAGUAGCUGGGACUACAGGCGCCCACCACAAUGCCCGGCUAGUUUUUGGUUGCAGUUUGGCCGGGGCCGGGUUUGAACCCUGCCACCCUCGGUAUAUGGGGCCAGCGCCUUACCGACUGAGCCACACGCACCGCCCAGCUGUUAGUAUUGUUGAUUAUAUUUUUCCAUUUUUAUUAAGAUAAUUUUCAUUCACUUUGUAUUGACAAAGGUCUUAACCAUCUGUAAAGUUUUAUUCUGUAUUUCCAGAAAAGUGCCAAAAGCAAAGUCAUAAUUGUAGGAUUAUUUCAGUGAGUAAUAUUUUGGAUUGCCAUUCCUCCAUAUCCCUGUCUACAUAUAAUACAAAACUUUUUGAAAUGACCGCAACAAAGAUUAAAAUCUGCAGGGCAAGUCAUAUUACCUAAAACAUAGAAACUGCUCUUUUAGUAAAGAAGCCUAACUGGAUGCAUUCUACUUUGAAGUUGUUCUAUUCCUCCUGUACUUACCUUAGCUUUAUGUAGAAUUUCUACUAUACUUAAUUUCUAUUGAAACCCUUCCAUAUUUUAAAAUGUUAAAGUUUUACCAUCUAUAAGAAUUUUGUGAAGAAUCUCCUGUUCAUUGUUACAAAUGUUAAAUAUCCUUUUUGUGAUUCUUUUGUGGGAAACAUUCUUCAUAGAAUUUAACUCUGGUGGAGACUAGAAUCUAGGUAUCAUAUUUGAUGAGAAAACUUUAUAACCGUGGUCAGUAUUUAGUGACAUAGGGCAAUUCUCUCUAAACUUUAAAAAAAAUUAUAUGUAAAAUAACUUUCAUCUUGGUCAUUUGUAAGAUCAUUUCCAGGUCUAAGAUUCUAAUUUUAUAUUUAAUUCUUCCAGAGAACAGAGAAGAGGGGAAAGCAAGAGAGGAUAGUUUUUUGUCUUCAUGAACUUUGUUAUUUGGGUACUCCACGGGAGACAGUUUUUUUAAAGUAAAUAGUGGGUUUGUUCCCACUGGAGAAUAUGAUAGCUCAGUGCUUAAUUUUCUUUCCUACUUGACAUAAAAUUGGCCAUUUGCAGGCGAGAAAAAUAUUUUCUUUUCAGAAAUAGUCUACUUGUGAUUGAAGUCUUUUUCUUAUUUUUGCUUCCUAAGAUGAAAUGGGGAGGGGGGAUGUGCAUAGGAGAGGUUACAAAAAAUAGUAAUGAACUAAUCUUUUUAGAAUUUGGUAUCUUCUAUCUUGGAUGUUUGAAAAAAGUUUGGUUGAAACCGUGUUGAAAUUUUAUGUGUGCCUUGUAAGAGUGUUGUAAAAUUUUUUUGUGAGCACUUUGAGAUUUUUGCUGGGGGUAGGGGUGUUGUGACAGUGAUGGCUAUAAUUUAUAAUAUUUAUUCCUGUUCAGUAGCACAGAAUGAUCUCAAAACAUUCCUAGGAAAGAAUCUGUUUGCAUGAUGGUGUCUAUAAAACUUCAAGAAACUGGAAUCUUUUAAAUAAAAGUGCAGUUACGACAAUAUGUAGAAUUUAUUCAUUUGAAAUAUUCACUUUUAGUUGUUUGUGUUUCUGGUAGGACAGAAAAACCCAGUAGUUCAGUCUCUUACUGCAUUUAUGUAUAAAAGAUCUUGAAAUGUAGUUGUUACUUUGUUGUAAGAGAAAAUUCUUGCCCUUUUUGUGGGAUGUAACUAUGUCAUAUGUUUAAGUAAGAAAAAUAAACUGGAGGUGGGAA
This is a messenger RNA of Nycticebus coucang (slow loris), 4995 nucleotides long. It is a transcript of the gene ZBTB6, whose product is annotated as zinc finger and BTB domain containing 6. Bases 233 to 1507 code for a protein of 424 amino acids. Lineage: Eukaryota; Metazoa; Chordata; Mammalia; Primates; Lorisidae. The record is from RefSeq and is a predicted model, not a curated record. Gene Ontology annotation, biological process: regulation of transcription by RNA polymerase II. Gene Ontology annotation, molecular function: protein binding; DNA-binding transcription factor activity, RNA polymerase II-specific; RNA polymerase II cis-regulatory region sequence-specific DNA binding. The transcript has 3 exons.